AUGCUAUGCGUCCUCCUUCUUCUGCAGUGUGCGUGUGCCGUGUGGGGUGACUACCUGAUCCAGAGCAUCCGGGGUGAAGUGGAGGCCGGCAACUACACCUACUACAAGCUGCAGUGGGACGGGCCGGUUACUGUCAUUUUGGAGACGCUGCGUGGCGACGCCGACCUGUACGUGUCCGAGACGCACCUGAAGCCCAGCUUCGAGCCGGACCAGUUCGACUUCAGCUCGGCCACCUGCGGACUCGACUCGGUGGACAUCCCCAGGGGGUGUCCCCGUCCGCUGGGCGUCUCGGUGUACGGUCACCCGUCGGCGACGCUCUCCUCGUACGAGCUGCGCCUGGUGUUCAGGCACCCGGACUACCUGGACCAGUUCACGCUUCGCGAGCACAACGACACUGAGGACGAGCUGCUGCGGGCGCUGCGGGACCGCACUGGCCACUCCGAGACGCACGAGGAGUUUCGUCUGCUGGAUUUGAUAUGGACUUUCGUGGAGGUGUUUUUGGAAGUGCUGCUGUUAUAG
Molecule: messenger RNA, 519 nt
Organism: Pollicipes pollicipes
Lineage: Eukaryota; Metazoa; Arthropoda; Thecostraca; Pollicipedomorpha; Pollicipedidae
Product: UPF0669 protein C6orf120 homolog
Exons: 5
Coding region: 1-519 (172 amino acids)
Source: RefSeq, a predicted model, not a curated record